ACCCUUCGGAACCUACCGGCUGUCUUUGGCGGUGAGGGCGAGCCAGUGAACAACUCCUCGGCGGCCUAGGCUAGCGACUGCCUUCGAGUCCGACACGGUCGAGCGAGCAGUGCACGAUGGCCAAGAAGAAAAGCAGGGCGCCCGGCCGACAUCAUGCCUUCUACGUGGCCGUCAUGGUCACAGGAUGGCUCCUUCCACCUCUGGCAGUCCUCAUGAGGUUCGGCUUCGGCAAGGAUUUCGGCAUCAAUCUCAUCUUGACCAUCGCCGGCUACAUUCCCGGUCACUUUCAUAACUUUCUCAUUCAAAACUGUCGAGACAAUCGCAAGCGAGGCAGAACACCCAAAUGGGCUCUGCGGUACGGACUCGUCAAAGAUCACGACAAGGAAAAGAAAGCCAAGUCGGAUUGGGCGAACCGGUUCGACGAGCGGACGACGACGAAUCGCUACGAUGGCGACGAGCUCGCAGAAGACGAAUGGGGCAAUCCCAUCGCAGCAGACAGUCGGACGAAUGCGAGUGCAAGCAAGCCCUCGAAGAAGCGCAAUGGCGGCGGCUGGGUUGCAGAGGCCGAACGCGCAAGAUCUGCCAAAGCGACCCAUGCCACCGUCACCGAUGGUCCCAACGGUCUCUCGGGACCCAACGCGCGCGAUCUGGAACGCGUGGAGUCAGAUGACGAUGCCUCUCUUGCACCUGCAGAGCGAGAAGAGUUCUACAGCUCGACCGGACGAAGGAGAUCGAGGAGCAAUUCGAUCAGCGCCGGUUCCAUGCACGAUCCCCGUAAUAGCAGAGUCCAAGAUCUUCUGCCAGGCGAGGGUGACAGACAGGCGAGAAAUGCCAAGGGCCGGAAGAGAGGAUUCGUCAGGAAUCUCGUCACCGGCUCCUCGGGCACAAAGAAAGGGCAAAGUCACGCCGACCUCGAUGCCGGCGGUCCUCGUUUCGAUACGGAAGAGGACGACAGUACGAACCAUCGGGAUGCGAGUAACUACGGUCUCGGUCAGGGCAUUGAUGAGGUCGCCUCAGCUCUCGCGCCUUCGCAUGCCAGCAGAAGCUCUACGCCCCGUCGAUCGGGUGCCAACGACCUCGACCACCAAUUCUGAGCGUGUCCGUUGCCAUUCUGUCUUAUGUAUUGUAUAGCACCUUACAACAUCUUGCCGAACCCAUCACAUCACCGGGACAGGGGGGUAUGCAUGAGCGUCAGAAGAGCGUGUCUUCGUCCCUCAGAUACUCGCCCACGUCUGCCUGAUUGAAGACGAUGAUGGACGUCGGAUCUAGCUUCCGUGUAUCCACCGUCGACCGCGCGGUUACGCCGAAGCCCUGUGCUCUGCCCGUCAGCUGAUCUUUGGAGUGGAUGCACAUGACAGGCGGACCAGCGGUACAUCUGCCAUACUGUAGAUGACGACGCCUUGGUGCUCAGGCGUGUCCUCUGUGAUUCUG
Messenger RNA from Mixia osmundae IAM 14324, 1431 nucleotides. RefSeq lists its product as uncharacterized. The record is from RefSeq and is a predicted model, not a curated record. The transcript is spliced from 4 exons. Bases 117 to 1094 code for a protein of 325 amino acids. Gene Ontology annotation, cellular component: membrane. Lineage: Eukaryota; Fungi; Basidiomycota; Mixiomycetes; Mixiales; Mixiaceae.